This is a messenger RNA of Ylistrum balloti, 2709 nucleotides long. RefSeq lists its product as uncharacterized. Bases 1 to 2709 code for a protein of 902 amino acids. The transcript is spliced from 2 exons. Lineage: Eukaryota; Metazoa; Mollusca; Bivalvia; Pectinida; Pectinidae. The record is from RefSeq and is a predicted model, not a curated record.
AUGUACAUAUAUUUAAAGUUUGAUGGCAAGACUUUAGUUGUCCCGGAUGUGAAUCUCCAGGAUGGCUAUUUACCGAUGGUCGGUAAAGUUGGAGGGGACUUAAAAUUUAUAGAGCCAGGGAUUUGGUUUAAAACUUUGGUCGUCGACUCCGUGUUGGUUGAUUGCGAUUUCAAAGUUCUACAAUGGAUUAAAUCAAACGACAGUCAAUGUCCAUUGUCGUUAGACGAACGAGCGUCAAUGUCGCCAAACAAACAACUAGAGGUACUUGGUCUGAAAGAGACUGUAGAGAGUAGGUGCAUGGAAUUUGAUUCGGAGGUAGAUGACCUAUUUCAUUCGGCGAAAUUUUUUUUUGAAAAUCCACAAAUCCUACCUGCAGGGGCUUCCGUGUGCGUCAGUGUUGAACCAGACCUUGAAGACCAUUUGCCAUCUAGAUUUUACAAGGAAAUCCUUCGUCUGGUGCACUGCUAUAUUCUACCAUUGAUUAACUUGAACCUUGAUGAUGCACCAUCUCUGAGGACAUCUCUCCGAUGUAUUGAAGUUUGCCUAAAAAAUGUUGAAACAGAAAUCCUUCAAAAAGACAAAGCUAUUUCACUCACUGAGAGUUCCUUGCGUAAACAAAGAGACAGUUUUCUUAAAGAUCCAAAAUUUGAAAGAGAAAGUUAUAUCAGGGAGUGCAGUGUUGAUUUCUUAAAAGCAUUUCUCAUUCACUUAGAAAAAGACAUUCAAAAAGAAGCUGAGCAAAUGCAAACAUGUCAAGGUAAGGUCAAUGAGUUGAGGGACAUGCAUGGCAACCACAAGAAAGAGCAGCUGGAUCAAGCACGCAAAGAGAGGGACAGUGUACACAAACUUCUCACAGAAAUGCAAAUGAUGCGAGAAAAUAUCAAAAAUGUAGUUGUACGUCAACCAAUACCACCAUCUAGAAAAAGAAAGUCUAGGAAAGUCAGUGUAAAAGUAUUUCAUGAAAUUUACUUGGAGAUUACUGUCAGGCUUAAAAGUGAAAAGGAAAACAUGCACAAGCUAAUUUUACGAAAGGUUAAAAUAGCUUCUGUCAGAGAAGCGAUCUGUUUAGCACUAGGAGAAUUGGAUACAGUAGGGCACUCCAUGGGCUGGCAGUCACUUUACGAUGGAGCCAGUAAUUCAACUGAUGUUGGCAUCUUAAGUACUAAACCAAAGAAAUGGGCAACCCUUGGAGAAAGAGUGUCUUCUAUUAUCAACAGUGGAGAGGCACAGCAUCAUCAUCAUCAUUUCUGUGAUAUCCUUUCACAGAAAAUUGAUGGAUCUAUGGACGAAGCUAAUUUGUUUGUCCAGUUGUCAGAAAAUGUCCAGGAUCCAGAAUGUGAAGGAUUUGUAAACAUUUGUAGCUUCGAAGAUACAAAUACAAACAAAGACAGUAUGCCAUGUUCAGAGGAUUGCAAGUCAACACUGGUGGUGAACAUUCAUAGUGAUAAAGCGAUUUCUGUGUCAAAGGAAGUUUACCACCCAAAUACACUGCCUCUUCAUUCACUCAUGGACUCUGUUAAGUCAGAGAUAAAAAAGCACUUGGAAGAAAUGUGUAAGCAUAUAAUUCAUGCUCUUGGACAGGAAGAUCUGAGAGAGAAUUCGAAAGUCACACAGAUUUCAAGAAAAAACAAUAAAGACAUACUUAAAAGUGUUUGGCUUUGCUAUGAAUCUCAUUUGUAUGAGAAAAUUAAUGUCAAACUUAAUAUGUUGUAUGAGAAGAGAUAUAGGAGAAAGUCAACAAAUCUGGCAGAGAAACUUAAAGGGGUUUCUUUGCAUGAACUUGGCAUUGAUGAUCCUUGGCUAACUAUUGUGUCUGAACCCAACGACUGGGAAAACACCACACCAAAAGAACCGUUUGGUGAUGUGGACUCAGUAGAGCUGAGGAACAAUAAAACUAGAGGAAAAAAAAGACAAGAAAAAAUUAAGAAGCUGUCUAACAAACUUGAAGCCAUGUCCAUAGAAAAGCUUUAUCAGGCUGCCAAUAAUGAGUUGGAGGGUAUGGAGGAUAUAGAUUUUCCAUUCAGUGAGCCUGAGGAUGAAGACAUCAGCAGUGACAUAUUCACACUACCAAAAGGACAUAAAAGCAAUGAGGCAGAUAGAACCAGUCCGCCACCAUAUGAGGAGGCAUUAGUCAUGCCAGUGGCUGCACCAUCUUCUGAGGAAUCUUUACACCAGCCAACAUACAAGAAAGUUUCUAAGAUUUCAGAAAGCCCUGAAGUAUUCACAAUGGCAAGUACACAAUCUGAGCUGCUGGAAAAUCCAUCCAAGAGGAAUGGCCAAGUGCUGCCCCCUGGUGAUGGAAUACAUUGUCUUUCUUCAGAAGAGACCAUUAGAGGGUUCAGCGUUAACAUUGAGGAAGUGAUCAAAGUUGCUCCAAUCAACUUAAAGAUGAAGAAUAUAACAAAAGCAUUCAAGUCUGUUGCUAAGGAAGUAUCAAAGUUUAAGAUGAAUGCUUCCCCCCAUGGUGCCGUGUACCAGCCAUGCGCUGAUGACAUGCUUACUGUGAUCAUUGUCAUGUUGACACAGCUGGAUACAGAAAUUUUCACAAAACUAUUCGCACAUUUAAACAUGAUUCUUGAUAUGAUGCCUCCAUUCAUGACUGGAAGUGAACAUGACUGUGCCCUGAUGAACUUCCACAUUGCCUUCCAGUACCUGUUUGAUAGGCAUGUCUUAGAUCAGUCAAGGAGCAGCAAAGAUCUGGAUUUGUGA